ACCAUCCUUCUGACUCUUCCUCUUUGUUCCAAAUCUAGAACCCUGAACAGCUGGCAGGGGUAGGACAGGGACGCUUAGCACAGGAGUGGAGCACAGAUGUGGCAGAACUGGAGGUGUUGCGCCAGCGAGAGAUGGCAGAAAAGAAGACUCGAGCCCUUCAGCGAGGCAACAGGCAUUCUCGAUUUGGGGGCUCCUACAUUGUCCAAGGCUUGAAAUCCAUUGGGGAGAGGGACCUCAUCUUUCACAAAGGUUUGCACAAUCUCCAAAACUACAGUUCAGAUUUGGGAAAGCAACCCCGAAGGGUGCCUAAACGACGCCAGGCUGCCCGGGAGCUGUCCGUUCAGCGCCGCUCUGCCCUCAAUGUGAGACUCUUCCUCAGAGACUUCUGCUCUGAGUUCCUGGAGAACUGUUAUAACCGGCUCAUGGGCUCUGUGAAGGAUCACCUGCUGCGGGAGAAGGCUCAGCAGCAUGAUGAGACAUACUACAUGUGGGCCUUGGCUUUCUUCAUGGCCUUCAACCGAGCUGCCUCCUUCCGGCCAGCCCUGGUCUCUGAGACCCUCAGUGUCCGUACCUUCCACUUCAUUGAGCAGAACCUCACCAACUACUAUGAGAUGAUGCUGACUGACCGCAAGGAAGCCGCCUCCUGGGCACGUCGGAUGCACCUGGCCCUGAAGGCCUAUCAGGAGCUGUUGGCCACAGUGAAUGAGAUGGACAUGUCCCCGGACGAGGCUGUGAGGGAGAGCAGCCGCAUCAUCAAGAACAACAUUUUCUAUGUGAUGGAGUACCGAGAACUCUUCCUGGCACUCUUUCGAAAGUUUGAUGAGAGAUGCCAGCCACGCUCUUUCCUUCGUGACCUGGUAGAAACCACCCACCUCUUCCUCAAGAUGUUGGAGCGGUUCUGUCGGAGCCGUGGGAACCUGGUCGUGCAGGUACUUGGCAGCCCUGGGAUGGGGAAAGAGCUGUAGGGAAGGGUGGAGAACAGGGAACUCUCCUCACAUUUCUGCAGCUCGAGCUGACCUGUUAGAACUCCUCUGAACUAAGGAGGGCAAGGGGUUUGUUGGUGUCGCUGUUCUGAGUCCACUAUAGUUUCCUUCUUUCAUUAAAUUCAUCUCCAGCGUAACGUAAAUAUUUUAAUUCGUUCAGGAAACAUUUACGGGGGGCGCCUGGGUGGCACAGCGGUUA
Molecule: messenger RNA, 1182 nt
Organism: Ailuropoda melanoleuca (giant panda)
Lineage: Eukaryota; Metazoa; Chordata; Mammalia; Carnivora; Ursidae
Product: protein timeless homolog
Exons: 6
Coding region: 132-965 (277 amino acids)
Biological process (GO): DNA repair; DNA replication checkpoint signaling; replication fork arrest
Cellular component (GO): replication fork protection complex
Molecular function (GO): DNA binding
Source: RefSeq, a predicted model, not a curated record